CAUUUCUUUCAAUGUAUUUUUCAUUCAUUUUUUCUGUGUAACAUGCCAUGCAGAGCUGAGCCAGCUUUAGCACAGGGUGUCACCUUUCAGAAGUGCUGCGCUGGCCAAAGCAUGAGACAGACAGGAACAGCUGUGGUCACCCUAAAAGGCCUAGUGUUAUAUGAUCUGAUGGUCUGAUUCUUAGCUCAGUUUGUCUACCUUGUUUGGCAUGAGACCAGGAGGCUUUGGUCAUGGGAAUACAAUAUAAGGAACGCUGGAAACAGUCCAAGCUUUGAAGACCUGCGGGAGUGAAAGCAUCGACUCCAAUAACCGCCUCCGUUGUGACAGCAAAAAGCCAUUUCUACAUGACCAAGUCUCCGUGGGUCAUAAUGCAAUGUGUCUGGUCUUCCCUGAUUAUAGCAACAAAUUUUGACUUUAAAUCCUAAUGUGCAGAAGAUCAUUGUUGACAAGCAUAAUGCUGUGAGAGGAUCGGUGCUUCCGAAUGCAGCAGACAUGCUAGAAAUGAAGUGGAAUACAGAGGCAGCUGCCAAUGCAUGAAAAACAGGCCACGGACUGCUUUGGGAUUCCUAGUCUCCAAAAUGAAAGCACAAUCAGGGAGGGCAGCUGUGGAGAAAAUAUGUUCACGUCUUCAAAUGAGAGACAAUGGGAAAGUGCAAUUCAGGAAAGCCCCAAAAAAUGAUAAACUUGUUGGGCAUUACACUCAGAUGAUAUGGGCAAGUUCCGGAUUUGUUGGCUGUGCUGGUGCUUACUACCCAAAUUCCCCAUAUAAAUAUUUUUAUGUCUGCCAUUACUGUCCUGUAGGAAAUAUAAAUACCGACUUGUAUACGUCAGGUGCUCCAUGCAGUUCAUGCCCAAAAGCAUGUGAAAAAAAUCUCUGCACUCACGAUUGAGUCUGCCAAAUGAAACAUGCUUCCUAACAUCCAAUUAGAAACGUAAAGCAACAAAAGUCUUUUUAUCUUAAUACAAUUAAUAUAAUCAGAGCAGAUGCCUUAUGUAACCACCAUUACAAUUUUUUAUUAUAUAAUGUUGACAUUCUAAGAUUUUAAAGGAGACACUUUAAAUUCAUACUUGCAUUUAAAAUCCUGUAUUUUUAAUUAAUAAAAGCAUUAACACAGACUCAGUUGUUUCUCUGUAUCUAUACACAUUAAACCUGCAGUAUGUUUUGUCUGUAUAUUUCUUCACACUCACGGAAGUGGGUAGCAGAAGGCUUGAUGCUCUGUCAUGUGCACUCCACCAUUGGCUCUUUGUGUGCUUUUAAGCGCUGCCUUGAGAACUAUGAAACAGACUGGCUCCUGCUCCUUCUUUUCAAUAGAUAUUUAGCUGAUUUACAGUACUUUGCUGGCUAGAAUACAAU
Molecule: messenger RNA, 1354 nt
Organism: Polypterus senegalus (gray bichir)
Lineage: Eukaryota; Metazoa; Chordata; Cladistia; Polypteriformes; Polypteridae
Product: cysteine-rich venom protein Cau1-like
Exons: 7
Coding region: 534-890 (118 amino acids)
Cellular component (GO): extracellular region
Source: RefSeq, a predicted model, not a curated record